UCGCAACCUAUGUUUUGUCUUGUGAAAUAAGGAAAACAAAAAUGAAAAAAGUAGGUCCAGGCCCUCUGUAACUUAUGUUCAUAUAAGCCAAGUUUGGCUGAAAGGAUAAUUUAUGUCCGUAAGUGAGCUUGUGUUAGCAGUGGCACUGAAGUAAGGCUCUGUAAAUGCUGUAACAGAAAAUACCACAAUGAUUAGGGAUGUUAUUUGGUUGCAAAAGAAAAGAGCUGAUGAGUUGAGUUGAGAUAAAUUGUUCACAUAUAAUUACACCUCUUCCCAAAAGUCUCAUGCAGCUGCAAGUUGUGAGGUCUAUGAGGGGAAAUAGAUGCUUGCUUAAUCCAUCAAUGCAGCUUUCAGAAGUACAACACAUAAAUACAACAUUUCAAAAGAUGGAUUUUGUUUUAAAUGUGUUAAAAAGCUAUAUUUAAUGACAGGUUAUCAUAUGUAUUCUAUGCUGGUUCAUUUUGCUUGCAGGAUAUAUUUACUGACCCCUGAUCAAGUGACCCUAAGUGUCAAUGAAGAAUUGCCAUGAAAUGACCUGGCCACUGUUAUCUCUCCUUACAUCACUGUGCCAUGUCAACUGUAAAUACCAGACUUCCAGACCCCCUCCCUUUCUCUGCCUCCUUAUUUUCCCUCAGAAGCAGUUAAUUCCAUUUUCUUUUUUCUCUGCAUACUCCAGUUUUAAUAUGUUGAAAACAGACCAGACUAAUAAGCACUAAUUUAUGUCAAAUCUUGCCGGGGCUCUUUGUUGCUCUGUUUCUCAUCAGGUCACCCUCAAGCUUCAGCUCAGCAUUCAAUUAAAGUCCCUCGUCCCAUCAGAGCAGAUCACGUCAUUGCUGUACCUACCGGCUGCUGUGACUGAGUGGGCCAUGCCUGCUUCCCCAUUAGCCUGCUUGUUUAUCUACUGCUCGGUGCUGUAGUGAACACUACUUGGGGUGGAUGUUCCAUUACCCUUGCAAAACUCUUCACUGUUACUAUAAAAGUGGAAAGAUACAUGCUCACUCUCUAUAUUUCGCAGGGAACCUAAUGGGUGAAGCCUCUACCAAUGCCAUCAUUCACUAUCCCAGUUCAGCUCUGCUUCUCACAAGCUGCUGACAGAUAUCUGAGCAGCAGCUCAGGCUUGAGUUGAUGCAGAGGUUCGAGAUUCCUCAGGUGUUGGUUCAUAAACUGGGCUGUCUUUGGCAGACCUGGGACAUGGCUCGCUAUGGGAAGUAUAAAACCUGAAAGUGGAUUGACCAUCAGGGAGUACAGACGAGGUGGAGCAGCCGUGAAGUCCAGUAAACCACUGACCACAGCCUGAGUAUUUCUACCAUCCUUUAUCAGAGAGCCUGAGGAAACACAGUCACUGCCGCCACCAUGAGCCGCAGCCCUGAGAGGAUCUCGUCUUAUCGUCGUCAUUUUGAGGACAGCAGCAGCUCAUCCUACCAGGUCCGGGUGUCCAGUCCAUCCCCGACUAGGAGAGAUAUCCGUCAUGCCUCUGCCGGCUAUGGCUGCAGAGCAGGGGCAAGCAGCAUGCGUGUGGAGUCGGUGGGCCAAAGGAACAUCUCGGCAGCACGCAGGACUCGAAUGGUUGGAGCAGGGGUCAGCGCAGGAGCCAUGGUGUGUGUUGGGCCGAGUGGAGAACCUGCUAUGGACCUGGAUGUGGCUGCAGCUGAGAACCAGGAAUUCCUCAGCACGCGCACAAGUGAAAGACAGGAGAUGGUCGUCCUCAAUGAUAGACUGGCUGUCUACAUUGACAAGGUUCGAUCCCUUGAGCAACAAAACAAGCUAUUGGAAGCCGAGAUUGAGGCCUACCAGAACCGCUUUGAGAAGCCAUCAGGUCUGCGCCUCUUAUAUGAGGAACAGCUGAGGGAGCUGAAAAAGAUUGCUGACCAGAUGCGAGUUCAGCGGGAAAUCUCUGUGGCGGCUAAGCAAUCCACAGCUGCUCAACUUGAGGCCAUCAAAAUCAAAUAUGAGGAGGCAGUGGAGCUGCGAAGGAAAGCAGAGUUAGACAUUGAAACCUUCCGUCCAGAUGUCGACAAAGCCACCUCCUCACGCAUUGUCUUGGAGAAGAAGCUGGAGCAUCUGGAAGUUGAAAUUGAAUUCCUAAAGCGUGUCCAUCAACAGGAAAUAGACGAGCUGAUGAAACAGAUCUAUGCAGCUCACGCCUCUGCUGAGAGUGCAUUUGCCCUGCCUGACCUGGCAGCUGCUUUGAAACAAAUCCAAACCCAGUAUGACGACAUUGCAGCCAAAAAUCUCCAGGAGAUGGAUUCAUGGUAUAAAAACAAGUUCGAAGAUCUAACCAGUAAGACGUCAAAGCAUGUGGAUAAGGUUCGAAGCUUCAGAGAGGCAAUAGCAGGAGCAAAAAAAGACAUCCAAAGCAAAGAGCGUGACUUGGAUGCCCUGAGGACCAGGAAUGAAGCCCUAGAGGCUCAGAUCCAAGAGAUGCAGGAGAAGUACAGGAAGGAACAGGAGGAGCUACAGGCUCGUAUUGAGAGCCUCCAGCUUGAGCUGAAAUCCAUCAAGGAGAAAAUUGCCCUGCACCUGCGUGAGUACCAGGACCUCCUGAAUGUCAAGAUGUCUCUGGAGAUUGAGAUCACCACAUACAGAAAACUUGUUGAAGGAGAGGAUCUGCGGCUCUCUGGCAUGAUACAAACCUUGUCUCUCACCAGCUGUAGCAUGAGCGCCAUCAGUGCUGGGAUGAGCUUCAGUGGAGGAGGCAUGGGCGGUGUUGGUGGAAUGAGUGGUGGAAUGAUUGGAGGUAGUGGUGGUGGUGGUAUUGGAAGCAUGGGGAGUGGAGUAGGAAUGGGUGGGGGCAUGGGUGCAGGAGGCAUGGGCACAGGUUCAGGCAGUGGUGCCGGAGGAAUGGGUGGAAGAAUAGGUUUUGGAGGUCCUGAUGACAAGACAGGUCCUGCUGGUAGGGCAGGUGGGGCGGAUGUGGGUGUUGGUCAUGGAUCAGGAGCUGGCGGUCUAGGUGUUAGAGCAGGUGGGGUGGGCAUAGGUGGAGGCAGUGGAAGAUUGGAUACUGGUGGAAUGAGUGGUGUUGGCUCUGCUGUUGGGCUGGAUGCUAGAGGUCAGGGCGCUGGUGCUAGAGGUUUGGGCUCUGGGGCUGGAGGUGUUGGAAGUCUAAACUCUAGUUCUGGAGUGGGUGCUGGAGGUUUUGGUACAGGCAGUGGAAGUAUCAGCGCUGGAGGGGUAGGCUCUGCUGCUGGGGUUGGAGGCAAGGGUGGUAGUGCUGCGGGUGGAGUUGGAACUGGUGCAGGUGGUGGCACUGCAGGUUCAGUUGGCACUGGUGCGGCAUUCAGUGGAGGAAAUGGUGGUGUUGGUGGAGGAAAGGGUGAUGUCAUUGGUGGAGGCAUAGCAAGGGAUGGAGGUAAAGAUCCAGGAAUGGCUCCUGCUGGGAUGGGUGGCAGAAUUGGAGGCAGUGGAGGAACUGAGGGUGUGGGCGGAGGUGAUGCAGGUGCUGCACUGUCAGGCAUUGGUGGGAUGGGAAAGACUGGAGGAAUUGGUGACAACAGAGAUUCUGGGAGGGAAUAUGGAUCCAAUGAAUUUGAUGCCAACCAUGAGGCCUAUCCUGAGCAGGCUGUGGAGCUGACGGAGAGAAGGACUGUGCUCAUUAGGUAAAGAACAGUCAAAAAUGAGGAUGAUGUGCUUGAAAUGGACCACCAGGAACAAACCUAUACCAUUACUGGCGCAGCUGAUGACUCUGAUGACGACUGAGCAACACGAAUUCCCAAGUGACCUCCUCUCACCCUUAAACCUCCACGCCCCUCUGAGCUUUGCACUGACCAAGCCCCAUGUCUGGACAUUGACCUACGCCCUUUGCCCUGGCCAAGAAGACCAUGGAUGACCCGAUGAUGCUGAGUGAAACACUCCCUUCAUAGAGUUUAAAUAUGCCACACCCUGAACACUCACAACAUGGUCUCCAAACUUUUGUGUGCCUUUAACCCCCCCCCCCCCUUUUCCCCCAACUGCUGCAAUAAAGCUAUCAGCAUUCAA
Labrus mixtus (cuckoo wrasse) is the source of this 3975-nucleotide messenger RNA. RefSeq lists its product as uncharacterized. Bases 1354 to 3600 code for a protein of 748 amino acids. The transcript has 11 exons. Gene Ontology annotation, biological process: skeletal muscle organ development. Lineage: Eukaryota; Metazoa; Chordata; Actinopteri; Labriformes; Labridae. Gene Ontology annotation, cellular component: cell-cell junction; sarcolemma; Z disc. The record is from RefSeq and is a predicted model, not a curated record.